Messenger RNA from Scophthalmus maximus (turbot), 5256 nucleotides. RefSeq names its product ADP-ribosylation factor GTPase activating protein 1 (gene arfgap1). NCBI's taxonomy places the organism in Eukaryota, Metazoa, Chordata, Actinopteri, Pleuronectiformes, Scophthalmidae. Gene Ontology annotation, cellular component: Golgi membrane. The transcript has 13 exons. Gene Ontology annotation, biological process: regulation of ARF protein signal transduction; regulation of endocytosis. Gene Ontology annotation, molecular function: GTPase activator activity. The record is from RefSeq and is a predicted model, not a curated record. Bases 229 to 1473 code for a protein of 414 amino acids.
AGGAGGGAGGAGGGGCUCCCAGAGUGCUUUGCACUGCCAACGUAGACAAACAGGAACAUGGCUACCGGCGUUUAACACCAGCAGCCCGUCUGAGAACACACUUCUGUGGCAGUGAAACACUCACUGUGCCUCCGCGACGGAAGGAACAACGGGUCCUCGGAGAGUCAACCGGAGCCUCUGAAAACUGCGUCUUGUCGCUCCUCAGCCGCAGACAGAGCGUGGGUCAAAAUGGCAAGUCCAAGGACCAGAAGAGUUCUGAAGGAAGUGAGAACCCAGGAUGAGAAUAAUUUGUGUUUUGAAUGCGGGGCUUUCAACCCUCAGUGGGUCAGUGUGACCUAUGGCAUCUGGAUUUGUCUAGAGUGCUCUGGGAAGCACAGAGGCCUGGGGGUACAUCUCAGUUUUGUGCGCUCUGUCACCAUGGACAAGUGGAAAGACAUGGAGCUUGAGAAGAUGAAAGAAGGCGGAAAUGGGAAAUUCCGUUUGUUUCUUGAACUCCAAGAUGAUUAUGAUCCCACCUGGAAUUUACAGGAGAAAUACAAUAGCAAGGCUGCUGCACUGUUCAGGGACAAGGUUGCUACUUUAGCAGAGGGGAAGGAGUGGUCCAUCGAGACAUCACCUGCCAGAAACUGGACAUCUCCUCAACCCAAGACGAGCCUUUCAUCCUCUCACCGCUCAGGACCUGGACAAAACUCAGCAAAAUCUAGCGACAAAGCUUUUGAAGACUGGCUGAGUGAUGAUGUUAACUCUUAUCAGAGCGGAGGGGGUUAUAGUGGCAAUCAAGAGAAUCGGUAUGUUGGCUUCGGCAACACGGUGACCCCGGAGAAGAAAGAGGAUGACUUCUUGAACACCGCCAUGUCUUCUAUUUAUUCGGGUUGGAGCAAUUUUGCUGUUGGGGCUAGCAAGUUUGCCUCUAUCGCUAAAGAUAAUACAAGUAAACUGGCAAACCAAGCGACUUUAAAGGCUGCAGAGUUAGGACAGACAGUAAAUGAGAAUAUUAUCAAACCUACCCAAGAAAAGGUGAAAGAUGGCAAAAUGCUUGAUGAAAUGACAGUCGGCAUCACUGGGCUGGCAAACAAGUUCCAGGGAGCUGGUGCAAAGUUGACUAACCUCUUCUCUGGAAAACCAGAAGAUGGGUCUGCUGGAGAAAGCUAUCAGAACAUGGACGCCACUGAGGGAUAUCAGGGCAGUUCUAGCCAGCCUGUCUCAAAGGACUUCUGGGAAACCUUUGGCAGCACCACCUCCUUAAAGGCCAAGAAGUCUCCCAGCAGCGACAGCUGGACCAUCCCAGAUAAUUCCGCAAAGAAGAGCUCUGACAGUUGGGACAAUUGGGGCUCCGAAGCAGCGUCCAACAACAAACAGAGCACAGAGGAGAGCUGGGAGGCCUGGGACAACAACUGGGAUAACACGGAUGGUAAGACGAAGAAGAGUCCCACAAAACCUCCUGAGGACACCUGGGAUAAUGCAGACUGGUAGUGACCUCACAACCAUACCUCUCCCAUUUUUUCCCCUUUUCAGGCCUUCUCUCUCUCUCUCUCUCCCUCUCUCUCUCCCUCUCUCUUCUCUCCCCCUCUCUCUCCCUCUCUAUCUCUCUCUGAACAUCUCACUGGCACUUUCAGGGAAAGAGCUGUGUCCCCCUUAGUUCCUGUCAAUCCAUUCAAAAUACAUAUAAAAUAAAUCCAAGAUACAAUGAACAAAGCCCAGGGUGAGGUUGUGCGCAUUAUUGAAUAGAUAUUCUUGAAAAAUACAACAAUAUUGACUUUUAUUCAUUUAUAUUGUACAUUACCUUCAUCACAGGGAAUUACACUAUAUCAGCAUAGACAUGGUCAUAAAUUUACUGCCUGAACUCCUCAAAUAUAUUGAUGCUGGUUUGCAAUUUACUACAUAAAAGUAAUGCAUGAGAUGGAAAAUCUAACAUUGUAAAUAUGACUCCUUAUAAAUACAGUAUGAUUGACUCAACACUAAUCACAUUAUUUUCAUCAUGAGAAUGACCCUUGACCUUUUGCACAUAUUGUUUUUGCAAAAUUGAUUUUCAAACGCAUUUUUGAUCAAAUGGAGCCAUUUUCAGCUUAGAGGAACACAUUGACUACAAUAAAUCAUGAAUGAAUGAAUUAUAAUGAAAUAAUCUAAUAUGUCAUAUGUGAGGUGGUAAUGGCUUUUCUAUUGGUUAAUGUUAUUAUUUUGUGAGGUUUUUGUUUAAUUACAAAAAUGUGCAAACAGUCAAGGGGUUUAAUCAUUUCAUUUCGUUACCAAGACAGAAAAUUCUCCCAGAAUGCUUAGAUAUUGCUUUAGGGUAAAUGGUUGUUUCACGCUGGUGUCACGCAACAAACUGACCUUAAAAUUGCAUUUUUAUCAAAAUGGAUGUGUUUAAUUACAGACAAAUGACCUGUUGUUUUUGACUGAUUUAUACAAUAUUUUGAUUUUCAGAUCCAGUAUCAAUUGUAAUUCCCAUUCAAAUGCAUUUUUAAAACAAGAUUUCACAGUGACGAGGUAUUCUUGCAUCCUUUUGCAAUUAAUCACAGGUUUGAGCUGAAAUUAGGGGUGGAUUUUUGCAAUAUUAUGCUUUGUUUUUGUUUGUUUUUCUUCAUCUUAUACGAAAGGAGACAUAUUAUGCUUUUACAGUUUUUCUCUUUCCUCUAGUGUGUUAUAGAGGUUCUUUGUGUAUGUAAAAGGUUUGCUAAGUUAAAAAGCCCAAAGUCUGUGAUAUAAGGAGCUCCUCUCCCAAACAGAAAACACUGUAGUCCGGCCGAUACUUCAGCAGUAUCGCAAUGUCACUAUUGCUUAUUGUCUAGCACACUCCCCAAAAAGCCAGGUAAAGUGAAAGCGGAGGCUGAUACUUCCUAAAUGCGCUGGAAAAUUUUGACCAAUCACAACCAAGUGGGCCAGCGGGCCAAUCAGAGCAGGCUGGGCUUCAUUGAGAGGGGGGGCUUAAAGGAGUUGAAACCAAGCGUUUCAGACAGAGGCUGGAAAGAGGAGCUGCUCGAAUGGACAGUCUGAGGAACCUGGUGCGUUUUCUGAACAUCAGAGCAUGUAAACUUUUCAAGUAAUAACCCAAUUUAGAAUUAUCAAACUGAUUAUGAGCAUAAUCUGUCUCCUUUGAAGCUGACUGGUAUGUUUUAAAGCAAGAUUUCACAAGGCCAGGACAGGCUGCAUUCAAUUGUUGUCAAGUGGUUUAAACCAGGCCUACAUUGGGCCAGGCAUUUUGACAAACAGGCCUUCUCUUAAGUCCAGUUCAUAUUAUUAAAGAACCUUUUGGUCAUGAGCAGUUGUUUCAUGUUGAAGAAGUAAACGUUUGGGUCUUUUAAAUGAUCAGUGUUUAAAGAUUUUACAUAGCUUAUUGUAGAUAUUUUCCACAUAGAUCUGUGAUUGCAAGGCUAUUGUAUAUGCUGUAUGUACUGUAUGCAAGUUGUGUUUAUAUAACUAGAUACAGAUGGGAACUGUAGAUUAUCUGCAUGGUUUUGUGACUGCUGAAGCCGUCGGCCUGUUACUUGUGACCUCAGCUAAACUGACGGGCCAUUGUAAAUGUCAUCGCCCAUGAAGCAACUGUGUGUGAACUCUUCUCCACAUCUGUGUGAAGUGUCACUGCACCUUGGUUGCUAUUUAUUGUGAUGAUUUUGUGUCUCAGAUAUCUUUAAACUUGCAUUGACAUCUGAAUUGUGAAGUAAUGAUAACAAGGCUCAGUAUCUGCUGGAUGCUUAGAAUAGUCAUAGCUCUCAAAACACGAAUAUGAAUUAAUUAAAUCAUCAUAGUGCAUCCUCGGUCAGAUAAAAUGACAGCUGCACUUACCACUGUUCAUCAUAAAUGCAAAUGUUACACGAAAGGCUCGUUGAUUUUAACAAGUAGAAUUUAAAUUGAAAAUGAAGCCUAUUUCUCUGGUCAUCUUAAAAUUCAAAGAAGCUGUCAAGGUUUAGAAGAGACACAUUUUGCGGCACCCAACUUACUUAUGUGGCCUUAGAUUCUCUCUCUGACGGAGUGUCCUUUAUCUGACUGCAAAGUUUAAUUUGUUUGUACAGUAAUAACCUACAGAUGCUCAGUUUUCAUAAAUAACUAACAGCUAAAACUCAUUGAAUUGAGUUAACUCAACCAAUUUAAACUGACUUUGAAUUGUAUAAAAGUGAACAUUUACAAAAGUCUGGAGUUAUACAUCAGCGGGCAUCUUAACAUACAUAGUUUGCAACUAAUUCUUUGAGGCUUUGUGUGUGUGCGUGCUCAUUGGCCAGUAGUCAGUAAUCGACUGCUCACAGAGCAGUUUGCCACUAUGUUUGGUCCUCUUUGGGCCUUAUGAUUGGUAAUGUAACAUGUUGCCAUCACAGAUUGUGACCAGUGACGGAUAACUCCUGGGAACUUCAUUCCAUUCCCAUGUCCUACCUCUAUAAGCCUUCAGCUGAUAAGUACCCAGUAGUGAACCUGUUUUUUUUUUUGUUUCAAGCUCUCUGUAUGGUUUGACGUGGACCUUAUUGUAGCAGGCUUGGUUUCCUGGGACCCAUUUUCACCCCUGGAACAUUUGUGUCGCUUAACCUCCGCAGUCAUGUGUCAUGUGUGGUCAAGUGUUGAAAUGCCUUAAAAAGCUGUUUUUUUUUUGGUUUCUUAAUAUUGUCAAUCUCCGUGCGUGUCAGAUACAGUGAGUUGUUCAUGUCAAAUUAUCAUUACCCUCAACGUUUACCUGUUAUUACUGAAGCUUUAUGUCAGUUAUUUUGUGUUCUUUUAUUUUAUAAUGGUAUGACAGAAAAUAAAAUGAAUUGCCAGGAAAUAAAUGGAAAACUCUGCUGUGAUAUCUCAGAAUCUCAAAGCUUGUAAGUCUGAAAUACUCUAGUUUCACUUUUGGUGAAUGUUCUGUUGGGGCUACUGGUACAUUUGAUUUAUGGAUAAAUUGCAGAAUGUUAUUGAAUAAAAUGCAUCAAUUAGAUAUUGAUAUAAGUUAAUAAUUAAAAAAAUGAUGUCCCUUUUUUUUGCCACAAACCUGAAUUUAAACUUUCAUUUCCCAGAGCAACAGUUUUGCUCGGUGUCUGUGACUGUCGAACAUUUGGGAUGUCUGUGUUUGUUGAUGAAACAGUUCUGCAGAAAUACUAUUUUUGAUGUCAUGCAUGAGGUGUAACGUGACUAAAUACAUUCAGCUGUUUUUGAUCCUCAAAAAUUGUUGCCCCUUUCACCAGCAGCAAUCCCUCCAGGUGAGCGAGUGUUACAUACUCCAUUGAAGCUGUGGAUAUUUUUCCUGUACACAUGGUUUCUGUGUUGAAUAAAAACGUAUUGUGCUGUGAA